CUUACCUCUUCUCUCUCUAAGCUUCUCUCUCUACUUCUUUCUUGAUCGGCAAUGGCGAAAGGCGGUCUGAGCAAGCUCAAGUGCAUGAUCAAGCGGUGGCACUCGUCGAGCCGCAUAUCGCGCACGCCGUCGGGGUUCUCGGCGCGCUCGCCCGACGCCGCCGUCGGCGCCGGCUGCGGGUUGGAGGACUCGUGGAGUCGGGGCGUCGCGGCCUCGGCCAUCGUCAGCGCCGGCGGCAGGGGGUCUGCGUCGUUCCACGGCGCCGAUGGCGUGCCCCCGGGCCUCCACCCGGUGUACGUCGGCAAGUCGCGCCGCCGCUACCUCAUCGCCGCGGACCUCGUCGGGCACCCUCUGUUCCAGAACCUAGUCGACCGCUCGGGGGGCGGCGUGGGCGGUGCAGGCGCUGGCGGCACCGUCGUCGGCUGCGAGGUCGUGUUGUUCGAGCACCUCCUCUGGAUGCUCGAGAACGCCGAUCCACAGCCGGAGUCGCUCGACGAGCUCGUCGAGUACUACGCGUGCUGACCGACCGCCUUCUUAAGCCUGUGUCCACGGUGCCGACCGCCGCGCUGAGGCCGAUCGAGCUCGCCGGAGCUGGAGGCUUCUCGAAUGGGGUAUUUGGGUAAUCCGGUUCUUUAUUUAAGAUUAGGGGUAGUGUUGUAAUAUACGCGUACUGCGAGGGCGAGGAGUAAGACAUGUGGAGAUUUAGUUAACCUUGGGUGUUUGUGGUAAUUUAAUCUCGAGAUUAGGAGUGUAAUUACCGUUUGCCCAAGAUGAUGCUCUCUCGGGGCAGUUAAUUAUUUCUCUAAUGCUUCAUGUAAUGGCUUUGCUUGCUUCUUCCUUCUCUGUUUCUUUUGAAGAGAAUUGAAUAAGAUUUUAGGAAUCGAGUAUCGAUGUACAUUU
Molecule: messenger RNA, 900 nt
Organism: Phragmites australis (common reed)
Lineage: Eukaryota; Viridiplantae; Streptophyta; Magnoliopsida; Poales; Poaceae
Product: auxin-responsive protein SAUR76-like
Exons: 1
Coding region: 52-522 (156 amino acids)
Biological process (GO): response to auxin
Source: RefSeq, a predicted model, not a curated record